GAUGAAAAGGUCGUUGAUACAUCUGAAGGCGCAGAUCCAUCUAGUUUGGCCAAUAAAGUUGCUAGGGUGGCUGGGUCGGUUAAGGCUAGAGAACAUGCUGCUCCUGCUCACGCCAGCCUUGAGACAGUCCAAGAGUUAGUAAAAGAAACUGGAUCUGUUGAGUGGCAAAUUCAAGUGCAAAAUGGCCUUGAUGAUGCCUUGAAAAGGCGGCUGCAAAAGCUGAUUGACUCUAAUCGAGUCAUGCUUUUCAUGAAAGGAACCCCUGAGGAGCCCAAAUGUAAAUUUAGCUUAUUAGUUGUUAAACAUUUGAAGGAUUAUGAGGUCGAAUUUGGAAGUUUUGAUCUUCUUAAGUACAAUAAAGUCAUGGAGAGGAUACAGAAGUAUUCUAACAGGCCACUAUUACCACAAAUCUACUUCGAAGGGAGGGCUCGUGGUUUCUAUCACAUAGGAACUAUAAUGAAAGGUUACCCAAGUGAAAGCGAUGAUGCUUUUGAAUAG
Molecule: messenger RNA, 498 nt
Organism: Prunus avium (sweet cherry)
Lineage: Eukaryota; Viridiplantae; Streptophyta; Magnoliopsida; Rosales; Rosaceae
Source: RefSeq, a predicted model, not a curated record